Drosophila rhopaloa is the source of this 500-nucleotide messenger RNA. RefSeq names its product endocuticle structural glycoprotein ABD-5-like. Gene Ontology annotation, cellular component: chitin-based extracellular matrix. Bases 32 to 427 code for a protein of 131 amino acids. The transcript is spliced from 2 exons. NCBI's taxonomy places the organism in Eukaryota, Metazoa, Arthropoda, Insecta, Diptera, Drosophilidae. The record is from RefSeq and is a predicted model, not a curated record. Gene Ontology annotation, molecular function: structural constituent of chitin-based larval cuticle.
UCUCGCUUUCUACGCUCCCAAAAUCGCAAAAAUGUUCAAGAUCCUUCCUCUUUUUGUCCUGGCCGUGGUGGUCGCCUGUUGCCAAGCUCUUCCCGUGGAACCCGAACGCGAGACAGUGGCCAUCUUGAAAUCCGAGAUCACUAAGAAGAAUAAUGGAGGCUAUGAAUCUGAGUACGAGGCUGCAGAUGGAACCAAGCGCUUCGAGCAGGCUGAUGUGGUGAACGAGGGCACCGACGAGGAGGCUCUGGAGGUGAAGGGAUCCUACAAAUACACCGAUGACCAGGGCCAGGAGGUGGAGGUGUUCUACACGGCGGGAAAGAACGGAUUCGUCCCAUACGGAACCAUCAUCAACCCGGAAAUCACAGCUGUUGCUGAGGCAGCCAAGGAUCUGCCCAAACCAGAGAAGAAGGAGAAGUUGGGUCAAUAGGACCUGUUUUCUCGAAGAGAUCUCGUAGAACUUAGUUCAUAAGAUUGAUGGAAAGAGCCAGCAGCGCGUUGAA